CCGCAUUCUCCCAACACUUGACGACAUAACAUCAAUGGCGACAGAAUCUCAUGCCAUUGUCUUCGGGGCAGCUGGACUGCUCGGAUGGGCGACCUUGAACCAACUGCUCUCUGAGUACCCCUCGCGAGGCCAAUUCUCUCGUGUCACUGCGGUGCUCAAUCGGCCCGUCGCAGAGCCCGACCUCUGUUUGCCUUCAGGGCCAAACAGACCUUCUUUUGAGCUAGUUUCGGGGAUCAAUCUGCUACAAACAAGCACAGAUGAUCUGGCGAAGCAACUUAAAGAAAAGGUCUCCGGCGUGGAGGGGAUAACCCACGUCUUUUAUUUCGUCUUUGCGCCAUUCAACGACGACUUUGCCCAAGAGUGCACCCAGAACUGCGGUAUCAUGCAGCGACUGGCCGACGCGUUGAACAUCGUCGCCCCAAGGCUCCGAUCGUUCGUGUAUUCCGGCGGAUCAAGAGGCUACGGUAUCUACAAUCCCGAGGGUGUCUUCCAGCCACCACUCGAGGAAUCCAUGGCCGACACCCUGCCGGAAGACUACGCCAAGACCGUCGCAUAUCCGUGGUUCAGAAAGAUUUUGACCGAGGCCAGCAAGGAUCGCAAGUGGACCUGGACUGAGGUCUGUCCGGAUGCCGUGGUUGGGUUUUCCCCCAACGGCUCGGCGUACUCUCUUGCUCUCCACUGGGCGCAGUACCUUUCGUUAUACGCCUAUAAUCACAGAGGCUCCACCGACAAAGCGGUAGAGGUUCCGUUCCCUGGGAGCGAAGCUGGGUAUCGGUCGCUGUAUACGCCUGUGUCGGGUGAGAUUCUCGGUCGCAUUGCAAUCCAUGCCGCACAACAUCCAGAAUCAUGUGGUGGGAAGAUCGUCAACAUGCUGGAUAAUGAUACGCCGGUCAGCGCUAGCGACCUCUGGCCGGGCAUCGCGGCCUGGUUCGGGCUGAAAGGGGUGGGACCAGCGGAAGACGACACUGUAAAACCAAGUGAAUACAUCGACCAAUACCGCCAUCUGUUCGCUCAAAAUGGGGCUCCAAAGGCACUGACCUGCGGGGUUGGCGAGGGAAAGAAGCAGUUGGAUUCUGUCGGGUGGUGGCUCACUUUUGACCGACAGUUCAGUUCUAAGAGGUUGAGAUCGGUGGGAUUUACGGAGCAGCGAGAUCCGGUUGAUGGCUGGUUGGAAGCAUUUGAGAGAUUUCGGAAGGCGGGAAUUAUCUUUUGAACUUUUAUGUCGCAGUACUAUUAUAUGUACAGCUGCUCACAAAUUCUGUUUGGAAAUUUUGUUCCGAGAAUGAAUUCAUGAUCCUAGCUCGCCUUAGUACUAACAACGGUUGGUAUCAAUCA
Aspergillus aculeatinus CBS 121060 is the source of this 1335-nucleotide messenger RNA. RefSeq lists its product as uncharacterized. Bases 35 to 1213 code for a protein of 392 amino acids. Lineage: Eukaryota; Fungi; Ascomycota; Eurotiomycetes; Eurotiales; Aspergillaceae. The transcript has 3 exons. The record is from RefSeq and is a predicted model, not a curated record.